AUGAGCAUCGAGAACUCUGUGGUCGUGCCGGCCUACCACGAAAGGCCCAACAUCAAGCCCCUUGCCACGCGGCUGUUUGCCGCGCUCGGUAACGCGGACUCCAAGAAGACUGAGCUGAUCUUUGUCGACGACAACUCCCAGGACGGGUCUGUGGAAGAGGUGGAGGCCCUGGCCAAGCAGGGCUACAACGUGCGGAUCAUCGUGCGCACGGACGAGCGCGGGCUGUCGAGUGCGGUGCUCAAGGGCUUCUACGAGGCCAAGGGCGAGUACCUGGUGUGCAUGGACGCGGACCUGCAGCAUCCGCCAGAGAGCGUACCGCUGCUUCUGGACUCACUACGCACACAUCCGUUCGUGCUGGGCACGCGCUACGCGCCCGGCGUCGGAAUCGACAAGGACUGGCCCCUGUACCGGCGCGUGAUCUCCAGUAGCGCGCGCAUGAUGGCGCGUCCGCUCACGACCGCGUCAGACCCGAUGUCCGGCUUCUUCGGGCUACAGCGCCGCUACCUGGUCAACGACGACGCCAAGGGGAUCAACUCCGAGGGCUUCAAGAUCGCGCUGGACCUGCUGGUCAAGCUGCCCUUGCCGGCCGACCGGCCCAUUGGCGAGGUCCCGUUCUCCUUCGGUCUGCGCACAGAGGGCGAGUCCAAGCUUUCUGGGAAGGUCAUCGUGCAGUAUCUCAAGCAGCUGCGCGAGCUCUAUGCCUUCAAGUUCGGCACCUCCAAUCUGUUUCUUUUUCUCUUCUUCUGGGCAAUCCUAGCUGUCUACCUGUUCAUCCAGCUUGCCAGUGCUCUAGCCUGA
Eremothecium gossypii ATCC 10895 is the source of this 798-nucleotide messenger RNA. RefSeq names its product dolichyl-phosphate beta-D-mannosyltransferase (gene DPM1). Gene Ontology annotation, biological process: GPI anchor biosynthetic process; protein O-linked glycosylation via mannose. Bases 1 to 798 code for a protein of 265 amino acids. Gene Ontology annotation, cellular component: endoplasmic reticulum membrane. The transcript has a single exon. Gene Ontology annotation, molecular function: dolichyl-phosphate beta-D-mannosyltransferase activity. Lineage: Eukaryota; Fungi; Ascomycota; Saccharomycetes; Saccharomycetales; Saccharomycetaceae. The record is from RefSeq and is marked provisional.